Paramecium octaurelia is the source of this 1120-nucleotide messenger RNA. The record is from the annotation of a GenBank genome assembly. NCBI's taxonomy places the organism in Eukaryota, Ciliophora, Oligohymenophorea, Peniculida, Parameciidae.
AUGUUAAAUGAAAAAUUAGAUCGUCUUAUUCGAUCUAAAGGCAGCCAAUAUAUAACUAAAAGUACGUAGGCACUUUCUCCGUAUAUACGACAAGUUCCUUUAUUAAACAAUCACUCACAUAACUAUUCACCUAAUUAUUCAAUUUAAAGAAUUCAAGCAUAAUCUACUCAUUCAGGAAUGUAUGAAUUAUCAGAAUAAUAGAGCUCCAUAAACAGAUAGAUAUAACACAUAGUUUAUUGCUAAGAUAUAAUCUGCUUGUUAACCUUAGUCAGUUUCUCCUGUUAGAGUGAUUUAAUUAUCAACAGAUAGGUCAUAAUAACCAUAAGAACUCAGUGAAGUACAAUAUAAUGAAAAACCUCUAUAAGUAGUAUCUGCAUAAGAUAUAGAAAAUAAAUAUAAAUAGAAAUUAUUAUUAUUGGAAUAGUUGAUCAACAGAUUGUAGAAUGAAAAUUAAAGGUUAAAAAGGAAUGAAUAAAAUCUAAAAUCUAUGGAUUACAUGAGCAGAAUUAAGGAGUUGGAAGUUAUUAUUAAGAAUUUUGAAGCCUAAGAAGAUAGGUUAAACAAUGAAAUUUUACAAUUAAAAUAAGACUUAUUUUAAUCAAAAGAAGGUUUUACUUCUUUAUAAAAAUAAAUAUUGAAUAAGAAUGGCAAUAACGAAGAUAUUAGGAAGUUGAAAAAGUAGAUGUAACAAUAUGAAAUUGAUAAUAAAGAAAUGUUGAAGCAUCUCAGUAAGAAAGAUGCUGAUAUUUCAAAAUUAAGAAGUAUUUUAAAUGAAAAAGAAAAUUGGAUAGAUUAAUUGAAUAGUUAAAUCAAGGAAUUAUAAACAGUAGAAGAAAACUAUUCAAGAAUGGAAAUAACUGUCAUAUCAUUACAAGGAGAAAUUGAUGUAUGGAGAAGGAAGUUUAAAGAAAAGAAUGAAGAAGCAUCAGAACUGAGUGAAAAGUUAAUAAUGGCAGAAGCAUCCCUCGAAGCAUUAAAAAAGAGAUAAAUCACUUAAGUUAAGGAAAUUAACAUAACAAAAAGUGAUAGUUAAACUAAUAAUAAUAAUAUAAUCUAACCAGUAGAUACUAGAAAUAGAUUAAAUAGAGGAUCUCAUUACUCUUAAAGAUAGUAACUUUGA